GCAGCUGAUAUGUUAUAUUGAAAUAAAAAUCGUCUUUCUAAUCUGUGUCUGUCUAUCCGCAGCAGCAGAUGUUUACUUAGAGGAUAGGGGACGGUACGCUCUUUAUCCUAGACUAAGGAUUUGUAAACGGAAUUGGAGUGAGGACGGACUGUAUAGGAUUGCGGGUUUUCGUGCGUCCUAGCUGAUGGUUAUGGAACUAUUGGAUUAGGAAAGGCUGGGGGUGCCUGCUGCGGUCCAGAGAAUGAGUGGCACUGCACCGGGCGCGAGCGCAGCGCCCUGCCGUUUUGCGCACUACUUUGUGAUUUGCGGUAUUGAGCCUGAUAGUGGACUCGAGGCUGACGAGCUGACUGCACUGUACCGAUGGCUUGAAGCUGACCUACAUGGUAGGAGUCACAGUACCACGAACCAAGCCUCAGGAGAAAACUUUGAUCAGAGUCCUUUGAGAAGAAACUUCAAAUCCAAAGUUCUGGCACAUUAUCCGCAGAAUGUGGAAUGGAAUCCAUUUGACCAAGAUGCAGUCAACAUGCUUUGUAUGCCAAAAGGGCUGUCCUUCAGAACUCAGGCUGACAACAGAGACCCUCAGUUUCACUCCUUCAUCAUCACUCGAGAAGAUGGCUCUCGGACAUAUGGAUUUGUCCUGACCUUUUACGAGGAGGUUACCUGCAAGCAGAUCUGCACAGCAAUGCAGACCCUUUACCAAAUGCACAAUGCCGAGCAAUAUAGCAGUGUUUGUGCAUCAUCUUCCUGCAGUAUGGACUCGCUAGCAAGUAGCAGUGAUGAAGGAGAUGCUACCUCACUGUCCAAGCUUCACCGUUAUGACACUUAUGACAUCAGCAAAGAUACCUUAUAUGUUUCCAAGAGUAUUUGUCUAAUUACCCCACUGCCCUUCACACAGGCAUGUAAGAGAUACCUUACUCAGUUUUAUACAGCCAUAACCUCCCAACAACCACCUCCUUUGCCUUUAGAAAGCUAUAUCUACAAUAUACUGUAUGAAGUACCUCUUCCUCCCCCUGGUAGAUCAUUGAAGUUCUACGGGGUUUAUGAUUCUAUCAUCUGCCAGCGACCAGGGCCACAUGAGCUGCCUUUGCUAGAUUUUUCUCUGAGAGAAUUGUUUGAACAACUAGGACUGGAUCAUAUCAUUCAGCUUUUUACUUGUGUCUUACUGGAAAUGCAAAUUCUCCUCUACUCGCAAGAUUGCCAGCGUCUGAUGACUGUAGCAGACUGUAUCACGGCUCUACUUUUCCCAUUUCAGUGGCAACAUGUCUAUGUUCCAAUUCUCCCAGCUUCACUCAUUCAUUUCCUUGAUGCUCCUGUCCCAUAUCUUAUGGGCCUGCAGUCAAAAGAGGGAACUGACCGCUCGAAGCUUGAACUUCCACAGGAAGCUAAUUUGUGUUUUGUGGACAUUGACAACCAUUUCAUUGAGCUGCCCGAGGACUUUCCUCAGUUUCCUAACCAGUUGGGAUUGGUCCGAGAGAUUGCUGAAGUCCUUCUUGAGUUUGGAAUCAGUUCACCAGGUAGCCAACGUGACAGUGAGAACAGCACAAAACUGAAGAACCUGGUACUGGAUGAGCUUGUCAAUGACAAAAAGAAUGGAAAUAUCCCCAGUAACACCAUAAACAUGUUCGAGCUUCUCAAGGGGAAUGAAACUAUUGCCCGUCUUCAGGCAUUAGCAAAGAGGACAGGGGUAGUAGUGGAAACCAUGGAAAUUGGCUCACCAACUGUAAAUGAUGAAAAGGAUUCUAAACUGUGGUUCAGAAAGGAGGAGAUGCAGGACUAUAAGCUGAAUGUUCAGAUCCGUGAAAUCUUUGCUAAUCAUUUCACGGUGAUGUUUGCAGAAUAUGAGUCCUUCAUUAUUCAUUCAGCGCACGAUCUGGAAUCAUGGCUCACCAAUCGAGAACAAAUGCAAAACUUCGAUAAAGCUUCUUUUCUUUCAGAUCAACCAGAACCCUACCUCCCUUUUCUCUCCCAUUUCAUCGAAACUCAGAUGUUUGCAACAUUCAUAGAUAACAAGAUCAUGUCUCAGUGGGAGGAGAAGGACCCUUUGCUCAAAGUGUUUGAUUCGCGCCUUGAAAAGAUGAGGCUGUACAAUGUUAGGGCACCCUCACUAUGGAGCCCUUUAUACCAGAAGUGUUCUAUACUGAAAGAAUCAGCCCAGGCAGUUGAACAGCGAUUAGCAAAAAUUGAUCACACAGCCAUCCACCCACAUUUGCUGGAUAUGAAGAUUGGACAAGGCAAAUAUGAACAAGGGUUCUUGCCGAAGCUACAGUCAGAUGUGCUGUCAUCAGGGCCCACAAACAACAAUAGAUGGGCAAGUCGCAAUUCCACAACACAGCGCAGAAAAGACAGAGUUCGGCAGCAUUCAGAGCAUCUUGGGCUGGAUUCUGAUUUGAGAGAGCCAUCAGGAGAGCCUUUUGUCUGGCAGAACUCCAUGGCAUUCUGGGAGUGGGAUCAGGGUCCUCCCCCACCUGUACGACCUCCUAAAAAAUCAUUCUCUGAGUGCUGUCUGAAAUACAUGCAAGAGGCAAGAAGUCUUGGAAAGAAUUUGCGGCAGCCCAAACUCUCUGAUCUCUCACCUGCAGUCAUUGCACAGACAAACUGGAAAUUCGUGGAAGGACUUUUGAAGGAAUGCCGAAUGAAGACAAAGAGAAUGUUGGUAGACAAGAUGGGGAAUGAAGCUGUUGAGUUGGGACAUGGAGAGGUGAACAUCACAGGCCUAGAAGAAAACACUCUAAUAGCUAGUUUGUGUGACCUGCUGGAGAGAAUAUGGAGCCAUGGUCUUCAGGUCAAACAGGGGAAGUCUGCAUUAUGGUCACAUCUACAUCAAUACCAGGAGUGGGAAAAGAAGCAAGAACAGAUUAUAGAAUCCCCAGUUGCUGCUGGUGCAGAGAGGAGGAGGUCUGAUACUGCAAUGAGUUUACCACUUCUAAGGGUCUCUCUGGUUCAGGACAUGAGACAUAUCCAGAACAUGAGUGAGAUAAAGACAGAUGUUGGUCGAGCAAGAGCCUGGAUCCGUCUGUCACUGGAAAAGAAGCUUUUAUCACAGCACCUCAAGCAACUCCUUUGCUAUCAGGGUCUCACAAAGAAGCUGUACAAACGUUAUGCUUUUCUUCGGUGUGAGGAUGAGAAGGAACAGUUUCUCUUUCAUCUUCUCUCACUUAAUGCAGUGGACUAUUUCUGCUUCACAAAUGUCUUCACAACUAUUAUAAUCCCUUAUAGGUCAAUGAUAAUCCCCAUCAAAAAGCUCAGCAAUGCCAUCACCACCUCAAACCUGUGGAUCUGUGUCUCAGGCGAACUUGGAGACAGUGGAGUGAUGCAGAUACCAAAGAACAGUCUUGAAAUGACCUUUGAGUGCCAAAAUCUGGGAAAGCUGACAACUGUUCAAAUUGGACAUGAUAAUUCGGGACUGCUAGCCAACUGGCUUGUUGACUGUGUGAUGGUCAGAAAUGAAAUUACAGGACACACAUACAGAUUUCCUUGUGGUCGUUGGUUAGGAAAAGGUGUUGAUGAUGGAAGUUUGGAAAGGAUUCUUAUCGGGGAAUUAUUAACUUUUGUCUCAGAAGAUGAUCUUGGAAAGCAGAGUCGAACACCACCUCAGCAGAAAUCUCCAACUAUGACCCGCCGAUUGAGCCUUCCAUCCCUUGGAGGAAAAUCCCUUACAAAACCAAAUGCUGGACAGAUCCAAGAAGGUAUUGGGGAAGCAGUGAAUAACAUUGUGAAACACUUCCAUAAGCCUGAGAAAGAGAGGGGAAACCUCACAGUUCUUCUCUGUGGAGAAUAUGGUCUUGUGUCUGCACUUGAACAAGUAUUCCAUCAUGGUUUCAAAUCAUCACGUAUAUUUCAGAAAAACAUCUUUAUCUGGGACUUCAUAGAGAGUGCUGUUGCCUAUUUUGAAACAACUGAUCAGAUAGGAACAGAAGGGGACUCUUUACUGAGAUUAUCUGCCUAUAAGACCCUCUGUCAUUAUGUCAAUGCUAUUAAUACAGCACCAAGAAAUAUCGGCAAAGAUGGGAAGUUUCAACUGCUUGUCUGCCUUGGCACUAGGGAUCGCUUGCUACCACAGUGGAUUUCAGCACUUGCUGAAUGCCCUACUAUUACCAGAAUGUAUGAAGAGACAGCACUGCUUAGAGACCAUAUUGUGGCGAAUUCACUCAUUCGAGUCCUGCAGAUUUUAGAGGAAUUCAACAUCACCCUGGAAUCAUCUCUGGCAAAAGGGAUUGGAAUCUAAUGAACUUCAUAAAAACUGAUUUCUUUAUUGUGAAAAUUUUAAAAACUGCAAAUAAAAUUGAGAGGGUCCAUUUCAGGCCUAAACACUGCUACUUGUGCAACACUGUAAACCACUAGACCACUGCCCUGGCAUAGAAUAGGUCACAUGACUCUUCUGAGAAAACUGCCACAGAGCAAGUGUAAGAACUGGACAUAGUAAUCUAGCAUAUUCGAAGUUAAAGUUUAGUAAACCAUACAAUAUUGCUGUAUGUAAGUUGAGUGUAAAUAUUCUGCCUUUUUAAAGUGUUAUUAACUCUGCAAGUAUGAUUUUACCAAAAUGAAUGUUUAUGCAUUGGAAAGAAUAGUAUUAGCCCAUACAGUCUGGGUAUUGCUAAGGAACAAGAAGCAGGGACGUGUGUACAUAUAAUGAGGUACCAAUCUACUGAGUUUAUUUUUAGGUACUCUUAAAAAGCAAAAAUGGCUAUUAGAGUCUAAUGAUGCUACCAUUUCUUUGUGGUUGUGUAGAUUCUGCACAUUAGGUUUUCUUAAUUAUUCCUGUAGAUUUUUACUGUUUAAAUGUAUGUACAGUGACUUUUCUUUUAGUUUUUUUUUUUUAUUUAUGCAUAUCGCUGUUGGCAGACAUGCACUGAGAAAUAUAUGUUUGACUCUGGAUCUGGUAAGCUUCUGUGUGACCUUGUGGGCAGACCAAGGCCGCAGGCAUGAUAGCUUGUGCAAUCUAGAAUGAUUUUUUCUAGUGCUGCAGUCAGAUAUAGCAACAGUGUUAACAUUAGAGCAAAGUUGCUCAGCUACUCAAAUCUUUGUCAGUUAGUACUGUUUAAGAAAUAUUUCUGUAGAGCGGUUUGUCUGAAUAUUUGUUUAUUUUACAUUUGUUUUAAUUUGAGUUUACAAGGAAAAAUAGCUAAUUCUUUGUGGUUGUAUUAGUGUUUGAUCAAAGAACUGUUUCUUCUCCCUUGGUCCUUGACAGGUUGUUUAGACCUAGGGCAAUGUUCUGCCUCAUCUGGUAUAUGAAAGAAUGUUGUAAACAGAAGCACAGUGUCAGUUUUACUCAAAAGUAUUAUACAUUGGUGAGGCUAUAGGUUUUCUACAAGGCCAAGGAACCUUACUCCAUUUCUCCCAGAAAAGGAAAGAAAGAACAGAUGCUGACUCAUUCCACAGUUGUAAUAGUAUAAUGAUAGAGCUGAGAAUGGAGAAGCAUGGUGAUAAGCAAAUAACAAAAGACAUUUAUUGAAAGGAAAAGUGUUACAAUACAAAUGAAGCACAUACAGCACAUGUUGAAUGGGACUGUGUUUGUCAACGCUGUUACAUUGCCAAAAAUGUACAUUCUUUUGUUGAGGAAGCAUCUCAGUCAUUUCAGCUCUUUUGAUGACGGAAAGAAAAUAAGUAGCUGAGUUAUUGUGAUGCCCAGGUUGUCCUGGACAGAAACAUCAUGUUAAUUGGCAAAAUUACCUAGCAGACACCUGUGAAUUAUGUGGUAAAAGAGGUAGUCACACAGAAUCUCAUGUAAAUUUAUAAAUGCCUCAUAUAAGUGCAACUAAAAUUUUACCUUAAGAAAUGAGCAUGUUUAAAUACAGGGUGUGGUGAAUAAGAUCAGGUAUGUCUCACAACACAAAAUAAUACACGCACACUUUUGGUUAUGGUAUAAUUUCUGUGCAACUUAUUCGUUGCUGGGGUGUAAACAUAGGCUAGUCAAAUAAAGCACUCUGAAUUUAACUUAGUUGCUUGAUAUUUCAAGGACCACUGUGGCCUAAAUACAUUUUCCUCCCCUAAGAAACUUUUACAUUUGAAAAAGCAUAACUUAUCAGUUUCAACCCUUCGUAUGGAAUUUUUAUCCUAGUGACCUUCCUCUGUGCACACCAUUUUGGAAAUGAAUAACAUUUCAUGAUGUAUGUCUUUUUAGGAAUUAGCAUAAUUUUGCCUGUCACAUGUGAAUGCCCCCCCCCCCCCCAAAAGGAAAGAAUACAAGCACAGCUGUGUACUGGUCACUGUUUUAUGUCAAACCUACUGAGGUCAUAAAGCUGUUAAAACUCAACAUAUGUAAAACUGCUUUCUUUCCCUUCCCUGGAGCCAUAAACCAUUUAAGCAUCUUGUACUUUGAAGGUGUCUAAAUCUGAUAACCACUGACAGCAAUUUCACUUAUUAGCUGAGAUUUGCAAGCCAUGAAAUAAUAUACCUUGGGUGACUCAAGGAAGAAAAACAGGACCUGAAACCCCAAAAAUAUCAUUUUUAAAAAGGCUGUAUUAUUGCAUAUAUUUAUUUAUCCUUUUAUAACUUUUUACAGAGGUGUUCUAACAAGUUUUUCACAAAUGUAUAUGCAAGAUUCACUGCAAAAAAAAAACUCACAGAUAUUUUUUUCUGAUUAUUCUAAAACUUGACAGUAUUUCUCACUAGUCCAAUUUUAAGUUAAUGAGACUGUAUCCUACCAAGACAAUACAGGGCACUGAAAUCUUAUUGCCUGUGCCCUCACAGUGUUGUAUGGGAAAGAAGUAUCUUUCCAAGAAAAUUAGAUUUGUCAGCAUGUCUGCCCCCACGAUGGCACACUGUUCUUUCCAAGAAAAUGAGCUUUGUCAGCAUGUCUGCCCCCACGAUGGCACACUGUUUUAGGAAAAAACAAAGUGUAGUAGUAAGUAGUUAUUGUGCUGCUGGCAAAUUUGGACUUUCUGGAACUGCACGACAAGAUUUUAUUUUUCAUUUUUAUGCCUGUAGUGAUACUCUAGUUGUCAGCAUUCUGACAGGCUUGCUGUUGUGCCAGAAGCAGCUGUGUGCUGUUAGGGCAUGAAUAUUUAUAAGUGUAAAUUUGAUGACACAUCAUUGUAUAGAUCUGGUUUUACUAAGCAAAUACAUAAUUUCUGCAAAUAUGUAUUUGCCUGGAAUUGUUUAUUGGUGUAAAAAAGCAUGUGGCUAUAGGUAGGGUACAUUACCCUUAGGUUAAGUGCAGACUACUGAUGAUUUGGUGUUUCAGCCACUCUAAUGAUUAUAUGACUUAUAAUUGUAAAGCAAAUUCUACAAGCAUUGUUAGUGCUCCAUUUUGAACAAAACUUUCACAAAAUCCAGUGAUUACAUUCAUUAAAAGAAAGCAGGAGAUUGUUUUAACUGAACUUGAUAUUGUGGAGCUGUAUUUAAGAAAAUAAAAGGCAAAACAGAUAUAUGUUCAGGUUAAAUAUGUAUAUCCAUGUCUUUUGUCUUUAAUGUACAAGAUAUAUGGCUACUAUCAUUAUGGAGAAGUCACCCCCCCAAUAAAAAGAAUAAUUGUCAA
Protopterus annectens (West African lungfish) is the source of this 7477-nucleotide messenger RNA. RefSeq names its product DENN domain-containing protein 5B-like. The transcript has 23 exons. Bases 242 to 4225 code for a protein of 1327 amino acids. Gene Ontology annotation, molecular function: guanyl-nucleotide exchange factor activity; small GTPase binding. Lineage: Eukaryota; Metazoa; Chordata; Ceratodontiformes; Protopteridae. The record is from RefSeq and is a predicted model, not a curated record.